AUGCCCCUCACCGAGAAUCGCGCUCUGCGCAUCCUAGACCACGCCGCCGAGAACCACUAUGGCAUUCCCGCAAUGUGCUGCUACAAUGUCGAAGGCAUCCUCGCCACUGUCCGCGCAGCAGAAGCCAAGCGCUCAGCAGCAAUGAUCCUCCUCUUCCCCUGGGCAAUCCAUUACGCCGACGGACUCCUCGUACACGCUGCCGCCGAAGCCGCGCGCAAAGCCACCGUCCCAAUCACAGUCCACAUGGACCACGCGCAGACACCAGAAAUUAUCCGGUACGCAGCGGAUCUGGGCGGCUUCGACAGUAUCAUGGUCGAUAUGUCACACUAUGAGAAAGCGGAGAAUCUGGCGCUAACGCGCGAGUUGGUGGAGUACUGCCAUGAGCGGGGCAUUGCGACGGAGGCGGAACCCGGGCGCAUUGAGGGGGGUGAGGAUGGGGUUGCUGACACAGCUGAUUUGGAGGGAUUGCUCACCACCCCGGAAGAGAGUCAGGAGUUUGUUGAUACUGGGAUUGAUUGGUUGGCGCCGGCGUUUGGAAAUGUCCAUGGGGAGUAUGGGCCUCGUGGGAUUCAGCUCGAAUAUGAGCGUUUGCAAUCCAUUAAUGAGGCUGUUGGGGGGAAAGUGAGACUUGUGCUUCAUGGGGCGGAUCCUUUUACCAAGGAGAUUUUCCAGAAGUGUAUUGAUUGUGGUGUGUCCAAGAUCAAUAUUAACAAGGUGUUGAACAAUGAGUAUGUGCGCGUUCAGGCUGAGAAGGCGGGUAAGGUGCCUUUGACUACUUUGUUGGAGGAGGCGACAAAUGCCAUGCAGAAGGCAGUUGAGGGUUGUAUUGAUAGACUGGGCUCUGGUGGAAGAUACCCGUCGAGUUAG
Messenger RNA from Penicillium salamii, 867 nucleotides. NCBI's taxonomy places the organism in Eukaryota, Fungi, Ascomycota, Eurotiomycetes, Eurotiales, Aspergillaceae. The record is from the annotation of a GenBank genome assembly.